GGAAGAAAGGCCUGGCAAUAUGUUUCCAUAAAGAUUAUAGCCAAGAAAACUCUAUGGAGUAGUUCUGCUCUGUAAUGCAUGGGGUCCCCAUGAGUCAAAGCCAAUUCAAUUGGAAUGAGUUUAUUCCCCCCUUUUUUAUUAGAGUCAGUGAUACAUUUAGAAGCAUAUGUUUUGUUUAACUAUCAGACUGUUUCUUGCCAUAGCUAACCCAUAUACUUCAUCUUAAAUUUCUUAUUCUUUUGAAAAUUAAUAUUUUUUCUUUAAAAGCAUCAGAUAAAUGAAAAUUUACUAGAUUUAAGAAAUUCUUUUAAAGUGCUUUCUAAACUUUUAGUUCUUCUAAUUUACUUUAUACAUAUUCUUAACCACUUGCAAUUUACCUGCAUUUCCUUUUGUCAUAACAUUGUGGAAGUUUUUUUUCUCUUUUAGAUCACUUAUUUUCUAUUCCAAGCAUUUUUAAAUUUCCUUCUGAAUUGUACUUGCUGCAUUUCUAUAACCGUUACCACUGUACUGAUUGAUUGACUUUUUUCUUCUUCUUUUUUCCUUUUAAUAUGGAAAAUUUGAAUAUAUAUAGAAGUGGAGAGAUGUGUUCUACUUAGUAACACAUGGAAUCACCAUGAGUUGAAAUUGACUCAAAGGCAACUAACAACAGAGAAAUGGGUGAUGAACGUCUGUCACCCAGCUACAUAGUUAUCAACUCAUAGUUAAUAUUUUUUGGCUAAAGCCUCAAGCCACUCUACUUCCCAGAUUAUUUUGAAGCAAAUUCCAUUGUCUUUGGAAGUUCUGUAAUACAAUAUUUAUAAAUUACUGGUGAUCAAAAGACUCUCCUUUUUUCUCUCUUCAUUCUUGGUAAAAACAUAUCAAAUAUACGUAUGUGUAUAUAUAUAUAUAUUUAAUGUACUUUAGGGUACAUAAUAGUUCAAGCUUGGUGUUUAUUUGUUUUUCUCCUAAGAGUUUCUAAAUUCCUUUUGUUUGUAUGAACUUUCUAGUUGUCAGUUACAGGAUGAGGAAUUGGAAUACACAUGGUUUUUAAAUGUUAAUCAAGUUCUUUGCAAGAAAUAGCUCAUCAGUAUAUCAAAUUAGGUAAUUGGUUUCUUGAAAAGGUUUUGGCAGGGCUCCAGGGAAUAGGAGACAGGAUAGGUGAAUUUUGAUUGGGACAGGUGGCAGGAAGGCAUUUGGAAAGUGUUGUUCAUUUAGGAUAGUUCCUGGAAAGGAUAAGCUAGGCUUCAAAGUGGAAGGUAGAAAAACAUAUAGGUAGAUGUUUUUAGAUUAGAUACCUUAAAAGGGCUAACGGAAAAAUAGAAGUAUCUAUUUAAAAAAAAGCAGGAGAUAAAAAACUUUGCCUAUUUUAUUCACAUUCAUUCAAUUUACACAAUUAUUACUUGGACUGGCAAACAUACUUUGCCCAUUUGUAGUGAGACAUUUUAUGACCUUCUUCUGUAGGUGGUGUGCAAGAAAUUUAUGAUGGUAGUUUAUGGAUGGAAACUGUUGGUUACUGCUUCCCCUCCCCACCAAGGAAAAAAAUUAUAGCAAACAACAAAAACUAUACAUGGUCUGUAGUUCUUCAGUAGAGUUAAUCUCACGAUAAUGAGCUAGUCCUUUCAUAUCAACCUGAUAUUUCAGAAGUUACUGCCCACCAUACAACUGUCGUCCUUUAUAGAUCUGGCAACAGAAAACACUAAUAAGAGCACAGUUUGGCUGCCAGUUUGACUUGGAAGAGAAGAAUGACCUUGAUGGGGCAGGAAAUGACAACAGAGUUCCAUUCUGUUUGCAAAUUCAGUAAAGCUAGAAAUGCAGAGUGAUGAAGAGUGUGACAGGAAACCCCUGAGCCGUGAAGAUGAGAUCAGGGGCCAUGAUGAGGGUAGCAGCCUAGAAGAACCCCUAAUUGAUAGCAGCGAGGUGGCUGACAACAGGAAAGUCCAGGAGCUUCAAGGCGAGGGAGGAAUCCGGCUUCCGAAUGGUAAACUGAAAUGUGACGUCUGUGGCAUGGUUUGCAUUGGGCCCAAUGUGCUUAUGGUACAUAAAAGGAGUCAUACUGGUGAACGUCCCUUCCACUGUAACCAGUGUGGAGCUUCUUUUACUCAGAAGGGCAACCUUCUGAGGCACAUAAAGUUACACUCUGGAGAGAAGCCGUUCAAAUGUCCUUUCUGCAGCUACGCUUGUAGAAGAAGGGACGCCCUCACAGGACACCUCAGGACCCACUCUGUGGGUAAACCUCACAAGUGCAACUACUGUGGACGAAGCUACAAGCAGCGCAGUUCACUGGAGGAGCACAAGGAACGCUGCCACAACUAUCUCCAGAAUGUCAGCAUGGAGGCUGCUGGGCAGGUCAUGAGUCACCAUGUACCUCCUAUGGAAGAUUGUAAGGAACAAGAGCCUAUUAUGGACAACAAUAUUUCUCUGGUGCCUUUUGAGAGACCUGCUGUCAUAGAGAAGCUCACGGGGAAUAUGGGAAAACGUAAAAGCUCCACUCCACAAAAGUUUGUGGGGGAAAAGCUCAUGCGAUUCAGCUACCCUGAUAUUCACUUUGAUAUGAACUUAACAUAUGAGAAGGAGGCUGAGCUGAUGCAGUCUCAUAUGAUGGACCAAGCCAUCAACAAUGCAAUCACCUACCUUGGAGCUGAGGCCCUUCACCCUCUGAUGCAGCACCCGUCAAGCACAAUCGCUGAGGUGGCCCCAGUUAUAAGCUCAGCUUAUACUCAGGUCUAUCAUCCAAAUAGGAUAGAAAGGCCCAUUAGCAGGGAAACCUCUGAUAGUCAUGAAAACAACAUGGAUGGCCCUAUCUCUCUCAUCAGACCAAAGAGUCGACCCCAGGAAAGAGAGGCGUCUCCCAGCAAUAGCUGCCUGGAUUCUUCUGACUCAGAAAGCAGCCAUGAUGACCGCCAGUCCUACCAAGGAAAUCCUGCCUUAAAUCCCAAGAGGAAACAAAGCCCAGCUUACAUGAAGGAGGAUGUCAAAGCUUUGGAUACCUCCAAGGCUCCUAAGGGCUCUCUGAAGGACAUCUACAAGGUCUUUAAUGGAGAAGGAGAACAGAUUAGGGCCUUCAAAUGUGAGCACUGCCGAGUCCUUUUCCUAGACCAUGUCAUGUACACCAUUCACAUGGGUUGCCAUGGCUACCGGGACCCACUGGAAUGCAACAUCUGUGGCUAUAGAAGCCAGGACCGUUACGAGUUUUCAUCACACAUUGUUCGAGGGGAGCACACAUUCCACUAGGCCUUUUCAUUCCAAAGGGGACCCCUAUGAAGUAAAGAACUGCACAUGAAGAAAUACUGCACUUACAAUCCCACCUUCCCUCAGAUCUUGACAUACCUUUUUUUUUUAGUAUUACUGUCAGUAAUUCUUAUUUUGUGGACGCAGUGUCAUUUGCUCUGCCUAAUUACAGUAAGGAAGAAACAGAAGAGUGAAGGGACGGGAUAUUGUUUCUUGAUAACUUGGCUUGUUUAUUUUGUGAGAAUUUAAGAGCAGUUCAUUUCUGCCACACAUAGAUACAAGGUGUAUCACACUUUGAAAAAUCACUUGAUUCUUAUAGAUUGACCUAAGAGAUCCUAAUUUGCCACUGAUAUUCAGGAUUAUGAUUGAAAACAGGAAAGUUCAGAGUUUUCUUGGUAACAAUUUUGCAGUUUAAAAUGGUAUAAGUAAUUUUACUCUUCAAAGAAGAAUUUGUUUCAAAAUGUAAACCAUUUUUUUCUCUCUCUCUCUCUAGAGAUCAUGGAACACAAAUCAAACACAUUGUUAUUUUCAGUGACAACUCCUAGGAUGAGUUGUUUCUGUGGGUUCUAUGUUUACUUCCCCUAUGGAAUUUAUAAUACAGUAUGCUAUACACUGUACCAUCUAGCAAAACUUUUAAAGUACAGGUAGUUAAGGACAACCUACAAUACAUCUGAGGUCCUGUGAUCUUAUUUUUCUAAACUUAAGCACUGUUUUUCCAUAGUUUUGAUGACUGGCAUUUUAUAGACACCCUGGCAGCCUUACUUUUAACACCUUUAAUGAAUAGUAUUUUUUAUCUAGUUUUCAGAAUAACAUAUGGUCUAAGAGUGGCUAAGAGGCAGGCAGUAGUUUUCAGGUGGGACUUCUACCUUUCAAAAAUUUGUCUGGAAAGUUUUGUGUUUUUUUUUUUAAAGUUGUAAUGUAAUGGCAGUAUAUUAUACAUAUUUGUGUCUAAAAGUAUGCUUAUGAUUGUCACUUUAUCAGCAUUUAAUCAGUGUUAACCAGUCAGCAGAAAAAUAUAAUUAGGCUAACAGUAGGGGGAAGAAACCACUUAGAAAUUCUUUUUCUGGUAUUUCUCUUUUCACUGGUUUUUUCAAGCUGUGACUACCCAGUGUUCUGUCCAUAGUGCAUUCAUCUUUUACUCUUUGAGUAGAAGGUCUUUAAAAAUCUUGCUAUAGGCUGUUUCUAACAAAAUAUCCUUGGAACAAUUGCUAAUUUGACCUGAAUGUGGUAACUUGAACCCUGUAAGGUUAUUGAACGAGGGCUAUUUAUUGUAGUAUUUCUUCGGUAGUGAUAUUUACCACUUUUGGUGCAAGGAAAAUUAAACUUCUUUGUCACCUGUACAUUGGACUGCAGAUAAAAAAGAAAAACAAACAAGUUUACUUUAUCCUUCUUAGAAUCCAGAAUGUGACUGAACCUCCAAGUGAGAGUGACUGUGCCCUGUACAUUUUUCUAUUUCAAAACCAUUCAUCUAUAUAUAAUUCCUUGUCAGAAGUUAAUCUUGGUUCCUUAGUGCAAAAUUUUUCUUCUUUUAAUCCAUACAUGACAUAUGGAUGAAUCCAUAUUUCAUGUGCAGAUUUUAAUUUCACUUACAUGGGUGCUCUGUUUAUCUUUACAGUCCAGCAGUGUUAGAGGGGAGAAACUGAGUGAUACCAAUUGAACUCAUUUUGGGGGAGGCACAAUUGGAAGGCAUGUGUUUAGGGAGCACAGGCAUGUCUGUUACUGGAUUAUCUGGUAUCCAUCUGUGAAUACUGAAAUUUUGUUAAGCAAUCAAUUAAGUAACUGAUAACUGCUCUAGAACUCAUUAAUUAGGAUGCUGAAACUAUGUUUCUUUAUACAGUAUGAUGUGAGCAUUAUCAAGAUUUGAGACUGUGGACAGAUAAGCAAAUCUGGCUCCAUUACUGCUCAUAACUUGUCUUCUAGUUCACCAUCUGCUUAUUUAAUCAACUUCUAAGCACUAGAACUAGGCAAAAAUCAGCUCUCUCUUAUUUGAGUUUCUAGUCCUUGUCAUUUUUUUUGAGACAUAACUAUUAAUUUAAAUCUUAAGAGAAUGCACCAAAAGAGAUACAUGAGAUGUAUUAAACAGAAUAUCAACUAUUACUUUUUUUUUUCUGCAUGCCAUAGUAUAUUUGAACAUACAAUUUAUUCAGUGGUAAACUAUGUCUUUCACAAUCUCUCAUCCCCAACCACCCUCUCACCAUUCCCAAAUAAUAGAUUUUUUUUUUCCCUUUUGAAGGAAGGUAAAUAAUUUUAAGGUCAGUGAUUUCAGUGACAGUCAAUAUGUUCAUAAAUUUGGCUAUGUGUGAAUUUUUGCUGGCAUCAGUCUCUGAAUUCCUGCUUUACUCACCCCCCACCCCCAACCCCCACUAUAUGAACAGUUAUGUACCUACCUGCCCUGGGGUGAGACGGAGUGUGGUUGGACCUAAAGAGUUGGGUAGUACCUCUAUGAAAACAGUACAAAUUGCUCUCCUUUUCUGAUUUCAUCUUUUUAGGACUUUUUUUUUUACUAAAGAGAGUUAAUGUUUGUGAGAGUGUAUUCGCUCCAGGUAUAUACUUGUAUUUUCUUACCUUCUGUGAUAUGAGGAUCAGAAAGAGGUAGAGAUGGCUCAGGGUGUGGCAGGGAGGGACAAAUGAGGACAAGGUCAAUUCAAAGGUAUAGGUUAGAAGAAAUUUUGUGGACAUAGUGCUUUCUGAGAAACUCUAGAUGGCUGUAUUUGCAUGCUUUUUCUUCCCCCUCCCAAAAAUAGACAAGGUAAUAACACCUAAAAAUAGAUAUGAGGGUCAGACACUAAAUAAAUCAAGUUGUACAUAACAGUUGUAUGCCCAGUUUAUUUAGGUGAGAAUUUAUGUUACAGGAAGUCUUUGAGGGGCAUGAAAAUGGGUUAUCUUCUGUAUUUUCCAGUUUGGCAAAAAUUCAGAAAUUCAUCACAUUGGUUUGCCCUAAUUUUGCCCAGAAUAUUAUUUCUGACUCUUGUCGGAAUAGAGGCAUGCCGCUCUUUCUCUAGUAUAGUGAUUAAUCACUUUAAAAAAGUCAUUCUAAUUGGCUUUUUGAAACAGUGAAAGUGACCUGUAGGCAGAUUGGAAGAGAUUUCAAAUUCCUAAAAAGAAACAUUCCAUUGAGAAUUUUCUGGAGGGACAAAAUGGGAGAAUGAGACUGGGAUUUAUACUUAGCUACAAAAUACAGUGCCCCUCCUACAUACGUAAAUACAAGCAAUUGCAUUUAUGAAUCACAGUGUGUGUGUAUAUAUAUAUACACACACAUAUAUGUACAUUUUUUAAAGAAAACUUAAGAAGCAAUUACAGUGAUCAGAUGUGUGCAAGAGCAUAUAGAGAGUUAAAAUUAUAGUUAACACCUGAGCAAUUUAGUGGGUUUACUUUACCAAGUUGUAUUAACAAAUACUAAAGAAGUUCUUAGUGUGUCUUUAUUAUUAAAUCCCGGGUCUUCAGAAUCCUUCCAGAACAAAACAAAACAAGCCAAC
Trichechus manatus latirostris (Florida manatee) is the source of this 6683-nucleotide messenger RNA. RefSeq names its product IKAROS family zinc finger 2 (gene IKZF2). The transcript is spliced from 6 exons. Gene Ontology annotation, cellular component: nucleus. Lineage: Eukaryota; Metazoa; Chordata; Mammalia; Sirenia; Trichechidae. The coding region runs from base 1789 to 3210 and encodes 473 amino acids. Gene Ontology annotation, molecular function: RNA polymerase II cis-regulatory region sequence-specific DNA binding; DNA-binding transcription activator activity, RNA polymerase II-specific. The record is from RefSeq and is a predicted model, not a curated record. Gene Ontology annotation, biological process: regulation of transcription by RNA polymerase II.